Messenger RNA from Microthlaspi erraticum, 375 nucleotides. The record is from the annotation of a GenBank genome assembly. NCBI's taxonomy places the organism in Eukaryota, Viridiplantae, Streptophyta, Magnoliopsida, Brassicales, Brassicaceae.
AUGCAGAUUUCAUUCAAGACGGUGAAUGGAAAGAGCGUAAACCUAGAGGUGGAGGAUAGCUCCGAAACCAUCGACUUCAAGAUCCAUGGACCCAUCUGUCAACUGGAUCUGGAUCUCGGUUCGGAUCUUGGACCGGAUGCAGCCAUGCGAAUUUUUGUAUCGACUAUAAAGGAGAAAACAUUCAUCCUAGAGGUGAAGGGGUCCGACACCAUUAAGAGAGUCAAGACCAUGAUCCAUGAUCAGGGUGGCCCACCAUGGAACAAGCUGAGUCUAAACUAUCUGGGCACGAAGCUCAGCAAUACUCGCACCGUAGCAGACUACAACAUCAAGCCAGACGCUAAUCUUGUCAUUAUGCAGAGUGGUUGCAUUUGCUAA